CGGUGGUGGUGUCGGACAACUGACUGAGGAGCUCGGCUAACGUCGAUUGCUUCAGCGAAAUAUCAGCGCCAACCAACCAAGUCACUUUUUUAAAGCAAUGAAUGAAAGUCAGUUUGCAAUUUUCUUUCAAGAUAAAAAUGUUUGUGUGGAAAACGGGAUUAUAAUAGUUAUAUAGAAAAGAGGUAGUCAAAUUGCAAAAGUUGUAAAUUAUAAUAAACAAGGCCUCAUGAGAAGUUUGGAUUCGUAAUUUAUUAAUAAUUUUGGUACAAAAUAUCCAUGAUGCUGGCCGUGUCAACAUUCCUCUCAGACAAAGUAGAAAGCUACUUGGGGACGAGAAAUUAUGCCCAGCUUUUGGAAGAUGUGUGCAGCCUAGAGAAUAUCCCUCAUAUUCGAAACGAAGGCAUGGAUCUUAUCACCAAACUCUGCGAAAACGGUCUGACCUUUGCAGAAGAUGAAGACUCGGUAGCAGCUUGCACCCAAUGCUUGCAUCAUGUAGUUCACAAUUAUAAACCCAAGGAGUCUCUGAUUUGCCUUUUGGAACAAGGAGAGCGUUUUGUCAAUUCUGAUAAAUUUACUUGCCUUUUGCCGUCCCUGCAAUUUGUGAUGAUGAACUUGCCAAAGAAAAGAGAAAAGACUUUCUCCUGGGUGCUCUCUACCUUAAAGUCACAUGUCAAAUAUUACCGUCAAGUUCCGGACGAACUGAAGAUUUCAUUAACUGAUAAGACGAAUGAUGAAACUCUUAUUUUUGAGCAGGAUUCUAGAAUCCGACCAAUUUUACAAACUUACCAAGAGUAUCUGGAUUUUUAUACUCCAUUCGUGAAAGAAUUAGAGGUUAAUGCGGCGACGGCAAUUUCCUCCCAUGACAUCAGUAUGAUUGAAAGUAUUCGAAAACAACGGGACUACCUGCGUGACUAUCUGGUGGAUUUAUUAGGCAUCCCUUUAAUACAUUUUGAUCUGGAUUGGAAAGAACAAACUACGACAUGUGAUCCAAAGCUUGGCCCCAAAAUCAAGACUGAUGCUCGAAUAAUUGCAGAGAAAAUAAUGAACCUCCUUUUUGUGCUGGACAGAUCUCCGCUAGACUUUCUGCAAUGGAUUGAAAGAAGAAUGAAUGCUGUGAAUCAUAACCCAAUGCUGUCAAAAAAGAACAAAAAAGUUGAGGGCAAUAAUGAUACUUCGUCGUUAGUGGGAAAUGUCAACGAGGAUAGCGAGGGUGAGGAAGACGAUGAAGAAGAAGUAGUGGUCCACAUGAGUUCAAUAGUCAGUUACUUGUACUUGAUUGUAGAUCAACGUCUUCCCGUUCAAAAAUUUACGUCUGUAUACAGUCCGACUUAUAUGUUUAACAUGAUUCUCUACCCUGUGAGUACUGUCUUGAAGCAUACUGGCAACAUUCUGGCCCUCAAGAAAGCAAUCCGGCUUGCGAACUGCUUCAUACAUUAUUGUGAUAACUCUCCUCGUCCGGAUGGAAACUUUAAUUACACUCAUCGUUUGGAUGCAAACCUGCUCAAAAAGAAUGUCCACACCAUUUUCAUAGAAAGACUUUUUUACCUGGCAAUUUAUUGUCAGGAUGCAACUAUACGAAACGAAUCUUACACACUUUACAAGCAAUAUUUAUCGACUUUUGAACCCCAAGGAAAACAUGAUUUGAUUCAAUAUGUCAUCAAUACAAUUCCGAGUGAUAGCCUUGUGGGACUCAUGAUCACAGAGUUGAAGCAGUUUAUUCACAUUGCAGCCGAUGAUAAAAAUCCAAAGUAUGAAAAAGGAAUGGUAGAAUGCUUCUUAGGGACUUCCGGCGCCCGGUUGAUUGCGUCUGUUUGUAAAUUAAAGAAUGGGGUUACGACUGAUCUUUCCCAACACAGUAAUCAAAUUGUUGCGUCCCUCAACCUUUUGCGGUAUCUUCUUCAUCGCGACAAACAUGACGAGAUAAUUGGAAUUCUAGGGUUAUUUCCCAAGAUUGAAGAGUCGCUGCUAAAUCCCCUACGACAAGGACUGAAUUUAUCAAGGGCUCACUAUGAACUAAAGUUGAAAGAACUAAAUGAUCCACACUUAUUGAAGGAGAGACAGAGCGAAGAAAAGAGAAUGUUUGAAAAUUUAAAAUGUGGUGUCAAGAUUGGAAAUGAAGAAAUGAAACCUGGCGAUAUUUCAAUUAAGGAUCAAAAGGCAAGUUUGGUUAAUUGUCUAAAUACUUUUGACCACAUGACUGGACUCCUCGCCUGGGUAUAUGAAGCACAUACUGCAUGCACUAGUAAUAAAAAAUAACCUAUGUAUAACUCAAUCUUAAUUAUUGUGAUUCCAAAUUUAAUUGAAACUUAAUUGUAAAUUGGCAAAUGGCUGAUACGGCAUCAAAAAUAUUCUUAUUUAAAAUAACAGUAUUAAGACACUAAUAAUUAUUGUAAUUUUCAAUAUCAUACCGAACCAAAAUUGGUUUGUUCUAAAUUCCAUCCCGGUACUCUUAUAUGUUUUUUAAAUUGUUAGCAUUCAGUUGAUUUCAAUAAAUUGUAUUAACGGAAA
This is a messenger RNA of Folsomia candida, 2508 nucleotides long. RefSeq names its product glomulin. The record is from RefSeq and is a predicted model, not a curated record. The coding region runs from base 277 to 2256 and encodes 659 amino acids. Gene Ontology annotation, molecular function: ubiquitin-protein transferase inhibitor activity. The transcript is spliced from 3 exons. Gene Ontology annotation, cellular component: cytoplasm. NCBI's taxonomy places the organism in Eukaryota, Metazoa, Arthropoda, Collembola, Entomobryomorpha, Isotomidae.